AAUCCCAUCAUAAAUUUUUUCUAUCAUUUCCUCUUCAAGCACUCCUCACGUGAUCAUACCACCUGUCAAUCCCUCAUUGGUUACCAUUUCAAACCCUUUGGAUAUUUUUCCUUCUCAUACUAUUCCAAUCCAUAAAUAACCAUGAACGCCGUCUAAUUCCCUCGCCUCUGUUUAUCCCUUUAUUAUAAAAUAAAAUAAAAUAAAAUAUAAAUAUAAUAAUAAAUAAUUUUCCAAAGCUAUAUAUAAGGGAUAUGUCCCCUCCAUCCCUCUUUGCAAACCUUAUCUCUAUUUUAUUCCGUUACUCUUUAAAAACAAACCCGAUAAGCUUCUUCAACUUCGGAUUCGGAUCAUGGACGAUCUCAUACCGGGUCUGCCAUCCGACAUCGCUCUCGAGUGCUUAAUCCGCAUCCCCUUCGACCGGUUCAGUUCAGCCCGGUCCGUUUGCCGGUCCUGGCGAACCGAACUCGGUUCACCCGCCUCCACCGCAUCCGCAACUCCUCCGGCCAAGCCCAAACCCUCUUUGCCUUCGUCCAGGCCGAGCCCAAAACCCAUCCAAUCCGGCCCAGCCCAUAAAUACUCCACUCCGGCUUACCGUAUCUCUCUCCUCCAACCCGAUUCCGCCACGUGGACUUCACUCCCGCCUAUUCCCGACCUCCCUCUCGGCCUUCCUCUCUUUUGCCAGCUGGCCUUCGCCGGCUCCGGCCUCGUCUUGCUCGGCGGUUGGGAUCCGGCCUCGUGGGCCGUUUCUAACGCCGUCUUCGUCUACGACUUCGUUGAGUCCACGUGGCGUCGUGGGACCCCCAUGCCCGGUCCCAAGCGAUCCUUCUUUGCUUGCUCGGCAUCUGUGGACCCCUCUGUUGUCUACGUGGCAGGUGGACACGAUGAGGACAAGAACGCAUUGAAGUCCGCGUUGGCGUAUGACGUGGCGAGGGAUGAGUGGACCCAGCUUGCUGACAUGGCAGUGGAGAGAGAUGAGUGUCGUGGAGUGUUCGCGCGGGGUCGGUUCCACGUCAUCGGAGGGUACGGCACGGAAACUCAAGGGCGUUUUGGGAAAAGCGCGGAGAGUUUUGAUGUCGCCACGUGGAAGUGGGGCCCGGUGGAGGAGGAUAAGGUGAGUGAUGGCACGUGCGCGAGGACGUGUGUGGCGGGUGAGGAUGGGAGGAUGUACAUGUGCGUUGAUGGACACGUGGCGGUGGAGGAUGGGGUGACGUGGAGGGUGGUGGCGGAGUUGCCGGAGAGAGCAAGGGUGGGCCAGGCUUUGCUGACGUGGAAGGGUGGGUUGAUGGUUGUUGCGAGUGGGGCCCAGUUUGUGUACACGUUGGAAAAGGGUGGGACGUGGAGGUGUGUGGAGGCCCCACAUGACUUUUCGGGUCACGUGCAGGCGGUGUGCUGUCUUGUGAUCUAAGUUUGUGAUUUUUUUUCUUUAAUCAUGUUUGCGUGUGUCUCUAUAUACACAAUUUUUCUCUUU
Dioscorea cayenensis subsp. rotundata (Guinea yam) is the source of this 1468-nucleotide messenger RNA. RefSeq names its product F-box/kelch-repeat protein At1g80440-like. Gene Ontology annotation, molecular function: protein binding. Gene Ontology annotation, biological process: regulation of phenylpropanoid metabolic process; negative regulation of cytokinin-activated signaling pathway. The record is from RefSeq and is a predicted model, not a curated record. NCBI's taxonomy places the organism in Eukaryota, Viridiplantae, Streptophyta, Magnoliopsida, Dioscoreales, Dioscoreaceae.